UUCGAACUUGCCACCCGUCCACCAGAGAUGCCAUCAGGGUUCCAGCCGAUCAGCGGAGAGGAGGAUGGCUUGGAAGACACCAGGAGUAGGAUCACCCCUACCUUGACCUUGUCGGUGUUCACAGCAGUCUUGGGAUCCUUGCAGUUUGGAUACAACAUCGGCGUCAUCAAUGCACCUCAAAAGAUCAUUGAAGAAAGCUACAAUGCCACCUGGAUGGAGCGCCAGGGCAAAGAGGAGCCGGUGCCCAUUGACUCCAAUACCCUCACCACGCUCUGGUCCUUGUCCGUCGCCAUCUUCUCCAUUGGGGGCAUGAUCUCCUCUUUCAUGGUGGGCAUCGUCUCAGAAUGGCUGGGCAGGAAGAGGGCCAUGAUUGUGAAUAACGCCCUGGCCUUUGUUGGGGGUGCCCUGAUGGGCCUGGCGCAGGUGGGGAAGUCCUACGAGAUGAUGAUUCUGGGGCGCUUCUUCAUCGGGGUCUUCUCAGGUUUCGCCUCAGGCCUUGUCCCCAUGUAUGUGGGAGAAAUCUCCCCCACCAACCUGCGGGGGGCGCUGGGAACGUUGCAUCAAUUGGCCAUCGUCACAGGAAUCCUCAUUGCCCAGGUGUUUGGCCUGGAUACCAUCUUGGGCACGAAGACUUUGUGGCCCCUCCUGAUGGGGCUGACGGUGGUCCCCUCCGUGCUGCAGCUGCUCCUCUUCCCCUUCUGCCCCGAGAGCCCCCGGUACCUCUACAUCAUCCGCAACAAGGAGUCCAAGGCCAAAGAAAGUCUCAAGCGGUUGACGGGCUGCAAAGAGGUGAGCGCCGAGCUGAACGAGAUGAAGGAGGAGAAGCGGCGCAUGGACAUGGAGCGCAAGGUCUCCAUCUUGGAGCUCUUCCGCUCCCGCAUGUACCGCCAGCCCCUGCUGAUUGCCAUUAUCCUGCAGCUCUCGCAGCAGCUGUCCGGCAUCAACGCUAUAUUCUAUUACUCAACCGACAUCUUCUCAAAGGCGAAGGUGACCAACGCGGCCUACGCCACCAUCGGAGCCGGGGUGAUCAACACCGCUUUCACUGUCAUUUCGCUGUUCUUGGUGGAGCGGGCUGGGAGACGCACCCUUCACAUGCUGGGCUUGGGUGGGAUGUGUGUCUGCGCUUUCCUGAUGACGGCGGCCUUGGCCUUGCAGGAGAAAGUGGAGUCCAUCAGCUAUCUCAGCAUGGUGUCCGUCUUUGGCUUUGUGGCCUUCUUUGAGAUCGGGCCAGGGCCCAUCCCGUGGUUCAUCGUGGCCGAGCUCUUCAGCCAGGGGCCCCGCCCGGCCGCCAUGGCCGUGGCCGGAUUCGCCAAUUGGACUUGCAACUUCAUCAUCGGCAUGAGCUUCCCCUCCAUUGCGGACAAGUGCGGCCCCUACGUCUUCCUCAUCUUUGCAGUCCUCCUCCUGAUAUUCUUGGGCUUCACCUACCUCAAGGUGCCUGAGACGCGUGGGCGAACCUUCGAUCAGAUCGCCGCCACAUUCCGACGCACCCCGUCCUUGCUGGACCGUGAGAUCAAGCCGUACACAGAGUUGGAUGAACUAAGCCCCGAGAUCCACGAAUGAGUCACCGGAGUGGGGGAAGCCGCCUGCCGAAAGACGCAGG
Molecule: messenger RNA, 1603 nt
Organism: Heteronotia binoei (common prickly gecko)
Lineage: Eukaryota; Metazoa; Chordata; Lepidosauria; Squamata; Gekkonidae
Gene: SLC2A4
Product: solute carrier family 2 member 4
Exons: 11
Coding region: 28-1563 (511 amino acids)
Biological process (GO): D-glucose transmembrane transport; cellular response to insulin stimulus
Cellular component (GO): membrane
Source: RefSeq, a predicted model, not a curated record